GAACCCCAAGUGACUAUGAGAACCAGCCCCUGAAGCACUGGGGUCAUAGUGUGCUGUGGGGUGAAGUAGUGCAGUGUGUGUGUGUGUGUGUGUGUGUCCGUGUCCGCGUCCGCCCGUGUCCGCGUCUGCACCUCAGGGACAUGAGUAAAAGGCGGAAAGAGGAGGGACCUCAAACACCUACUAGCAGAUGGGGGCUGGAGGGAGAGGGGCCAGGGAGGGGACAAGGGUCUCUCCAGGACUGUCCCCAAGAGGGCGUCCCUCAGGAGCUCAGUUUAGUGAGGGGGGUGGACCCUGAGUGACUUGCCCUGGCAGAGGCAGAGGGGCCAAGGCUGAGGGGCAUCUGGUGGGGUGAUAGGUCUGGCAGCAGCUGAGGGCCUCUGAGGUAGCCUCAGGCUCCAUCUUUCUGUCUCUGUCACACACACACAGACACAGACACACACACACACACACACACACACACUCACACACACGCAAGGUCCAAGAGGCCUGGCUAAGCUCUGUCCCUGGUAACCUGUGUUCUCACUGGGCCCAGGCAUAAUCUUGCCCUCAGAUCCCACUCACCCUUGCUGGGCCUCAGUUUCCCUGUCUGCACACUGAGGUGUUGGGCUGUGAAUGGACUGUGAAUCAUCGCUUCGGGAUCCUCUAUUGUUUUGGGGUCAACUGUCAACUGUCUCUGUUCUCCCCUACCUCCCUUCAGGCAGAAAGACUGCAGUAGGGGGUGGGAGCAGGCUGUCUGCUGGGGACAGAGUGGCCCAGGGCUGCGCCCAGGUGCUGGUGACGGGGUUGGAAGCACAGCUCCUCAGAUCACGCCGAAAAUUCUAACCCAUAGACAUUGACUUCUCUGGUGCCCAUCUCCUUUCUUCAGUUCCCUUCUUGGGGGGAGAGGGGGCAUGUUCCUGGGGGGCAUGAGUCGUCUCUGCUUUGGAGAGCUGGAGCAGGGCCUCUUCACCAUCUAGGCUAGACCCUCCUGAGGCCCCCACCCACACAAGAGGGUCUGUUGGGUUCAUGCAAAGUGGAAUGGAAAUCAGGCUCCCUAGCCCAGUAGAGGUGAGGAGACACCUGCUGAAGGAUCUGCACGUUCUCUCCUCUGCUGUCAUCCUCUGAAAAUGUUGAUUGCAUUCUGGGUCGGGGAGAUAGUUUGGGGAGACAGUGCCAGGUGCUAUGCUGAAUGCUUUAUGGUGUGCUCUCGUUGAAUCCUCACAGUGGCUCUGAGAUGUGAUGACUGUUUUUCAGAGAAGGAAACAGAACCUCAGAGAAGCGAAGUGACUUGCCCAAGGUCACACAGAGUCAGGACAGUGCCAGGACUGGAAUGCAGGUCUCCUGUGCCUGAAGCCCUGUAAGAUGCUUGGAGAGGGCCACUCCCCUUCCUAAUAUCUGCUCAUGGCUUCUCUGGGCUUCCUUCUCUCAAACGCAGGCUGGCAACAUGGCCUCGGCAGGGUGUGCCACUGUGAGUUCUGAGUGUGGUGUGCACGUGUCUAGAACAUCAGGGGUGGCUGGGUUUUAUGGUCUUCCUGUUCCUCCUCCCUCCCCCUAACUCUCACCUCCUAGCCAGAGGUCACCAGAAAGUCCUGUCUCCUGCCUUCUAGAGCCUGUAACUGGUUUGGGGAGCGUCCGUGUGGCUCUGAAGAAUGUUGGGAGUCAGCAGCAUAGCCCAGGCUCCAAGAGUGGCAGGAGAAUUGAGAGUCCCACUUGACCUUCACCAUACCUGAGAGGCCCUGUGCCCCCGCUCAGAGUUGUUCUAGGGGCACUUUCCCCAGUCCACCCACACACUGCGGGGGUUGAGGGACAGGCUAGUAGUGACCUUGAGCUUGUGCCUACCCGCUCAGGGCCUCAGUGUCCCCAUUCUUCCCUGAGGCCCCUGCUAGCUCUGCCCACUGCUGCUGCUUUGCUGAGAGCUGGAGCUGGGGAUCUGGGUGUCCCUCUGUCCUCUCUGGAAUGACUAGAGUUGUGCUUCUUGGGGCUGAUCAGAAUAGCUGUCUUGGUCUCCUGGGGCUGAGCCUGAGUUAUUUCCAUCCCCAGCAAAGAGGUGGAAAUAGCUCAGGGCCCUGGAAGGGGAGGGAGAGGGGAAGGGUUAACCAAGGGUUAACCUCCUCUUCUGGUCCCAGCCCCACCCUGUGCCCUGCCCAAGCCAAACCUUUUUGGGAACUUGUGCUGCCUGGACCACAGGGAUGGUGGUGGGGCCCGGCUGGGUUUCCAGUGUGGCCCCAGUUGGGACUCAUGUGACAGUUGCUGGAGGCAGGUGCCCAUUUCUGGUCAAGGAGGGGAAGCUUUCAGCCCCCUUCCCCUGCUCAUAGGGUCAGCCUCAUUUUACAGAGGGAGAGACGAGGUUCUGAGAAGUGCUGGGACUUACCAAGGCCCCGCACAACCCUGAUAUUCUGGCUCUCACCCUCCAGACAGGGAACCUACCUUCUGUCCUGCCACACGUCCCCCAGAAGACUGGACGUGGCCCAGGACUGGAAGCAGGCCUGAGACAUGCCUUUGCAAAAUCAGGGCGUCUCUUAUGUUCCAGCUUGGGCCUUGCUGUCCUUGCCCAAACUCCUGUAUUGGCCUCUCUGCCUCCGUUUCCAGUUCUCUCACACACGGUGCCAGAGUGGCCUCCCUAAGGUAACUUGUACUGUUUGCCUGCAAAAUAUAGUCCAGACUCCUCAUCCUAGCAUCGAGGUUUUCCUUCCAGGAGGACCCUUUUGAACUUUACAUUUUCACCCUCUUCCUUCCCUACCAGAUGCCUUGGUUGUACUCUGCCUUUGCAUUUGCUGUCUCCCCUUUCUAGAACCCUCCUGACCAUUCAGGGUACAGCCCCAGCCCCGCUGCCUCCCCCAGGAAGCCCUCCCAGCCCAACGUUAGUCCUUCUUCAUUGUGUGGUCCAUGUGCCACAUGUCCCCCCUCACCUCUGGGAAUAGGCACAGGGGUGGGGUCCUCAUGGGCACCACAUGCCCAGUUGGGUGGGGCCGGCCUGGCCAACAGCCUCUCCUCUCCCGCUGCCAUAUCUGUGUUGGCCAGGCCUCUUCCUGAGGAAGGGCAGCCAUCGUAGGCUGAGGGCCUACUGUGUGUUAGGAUGCACAGGGAGGUUGGUACCCAGGGGUCUCCAGUGCUCCCGAGUGUGUGCUGGGGGUUAGCGGCGAAAACUCAAGGCCACUCCUGUGCGUAGGGGCCAGUUUGGUGCUUGCCCUGGACUCCUCAGGCAAGGCUCUCAUUCUGGGCCAGCAGAGGACGCUCCCCCCUGAGGCCCUAAUGUGUGUUAGGUCCUGGGUGCAGGGCUCCAUGCAGCAGCACUGGCAGGGCAUCCCUUUCCUUCCAAAGCUGCUCAGUGGGGAGCCCAGACUCAGAGGGCAGAAGGGUCCAGUCCUAGUCUGAGUCACACAGUCACUGGUGCUGGAGUCUGGCACUCAAGCUCGUGCCCAGCCCCCAGCCCCAUCUCCCACAGGCGCCAGGUGGGAGGCGAGGGUUGUCUGACAACUCUGGUGUCAGUUUUCAAAGAAGGACCAGGCUGGCUACCUGCAGGGGGAGGAGGAAGUGGUGGUAGGGCUGCUCAGGCCCACUCCCUCCGUUAUAGGGCCAGCCCUUCUGCCAGGUUAGGCAGGAGGGCUGGACCAGAGGGGGAGGCAUUUUGCCUGAGAUCAGCCAGCAGGCCCCCCCCCGCCCCCGCCCAACCCCAACUCAGGAUUGGGACAUGACCUCUGGCAGACCUUAGCACCCAGUUGGGGUGGCAGGGAAGACUGAGGUGCCGAUGCUGCAUCCCUGCUGUGUGUUCAGCCCUGGGUAGGACCACAGGCUGCUCUCAUCCGCAGCCUCAUGCCCAGGUCAUCAGCAGCCCCGUCCAGGUACAGGCAUUGAGAAGAGGGCCCAGAGACGGGAAGGGACUUGCAGGACUCCAGCGUCACUGGGAUCCUAACCCAGGUAUGUUUGCCUGGAAGGCCAGAGCUUUUUCCGAGGCCACCCUGGGAAAGAUGAGUGCUCUAUAAAUAAACUGCCCAUGUGGCUGUGAGCGUGUGCCCUGGCUACUUGACACAGGAGAGGGAUGGAGGGGCCUCUGCAGCCAAUUAGAGGCAGGGUCUGAGUGUGUGGUUGGAGGGAGAAGGAAGGAGGGCUUCCAGAAGGAGGGGCCUAACUUGGACCUGUACACCCUCACGGUAAGAAGGAGCAGUGAGCACAGGGAUGGAGCUGUGCCCCACCUCCUGCGUGCACUUGCUUGCCUCCCUCCCUGAAGGGGACCUCGAACAAUGAUGGCUGAAGGGGCCAGGAGAGGGGCGGGUCCACCCUGACAGGGAGGCUGGGAAGGCUUCCUGCAGGAGGUGGCACCUGGGCUGAGGCCUGAUUGUAAGAAGAGUCGCUGUUCCCUGAUGAACCAUGGAACCUCCAGCCAUGCCAAGAGGUCAGCUGGACAGGCACAGUUGUCCCAAAUCACAGAGGCGGAAACAAGUUCGGGGAUGUAGGGCUGGGUCCUGACUGCUCAGCACCCCUCGCCUUCCUGACUGUGGUUUCAGUUGGCGUGGGAGCAGGUGGACACAGGCCUGUGUAAGGGCUGGGAAAUGGGCACCCAGGGUCCACCUGGCGAGUCCAAGACUCAUCCACCCCUGCUGCUGGGACUGAUGUUGGGUUCCCCAAGCACUCUUGCCUGCUCCUGAGCCACUGGGUGACCUUCGUUGGAUGCUGCUUGGUUCUGAGCUUGGCUCCUCCUCUGGCCCUUGUGGGCUGUUGAGGACUGGUGCUCAGGAGAGGCCUGGUCAGGCCAGGCGCUGACCAGUAUUACUUACAGUGGGCUCCAUUUAUCCCCUCAGCAUCCCUGGAGACAGGGACCAGAACCCCUGUUCGCAGGGGUGGACCCUGAAGCUCAGGGUGGGUAAGUAACUUGCCCAAGGUCACAGAGCUCCGAAGUGAUGAGCUAGAGCUUGAACCCAGGUGUGACUGCUCCGGGUCCAGGCUUCCCCUCAGGCUCUGUUCAUUAGGGCCUGACCUGGAAUUGCUGGGGUCAGGGGAAUCUCUUUCCCCCAGCACCUGGAGUCUGGAGGAGGAGUCGGAGGACGGGGCAGGCUGGGCCUGUGAUCUCCCCUCAGUCUCUCUCAAAGCCUCCCCAGGUCAGCCUGGUCGGGGCUGAGCAACUCUGGGCGCCCUGGCACAGUAGUGAUCGGUACAGAUUCGCGGCCGGGGCAGGAGGCAAAGUGGCUUCUCGGAGGAGAAGGUAGCAGUGGCGACAGCUGGUGGGCAGUGGGGUGUCCUCCAGCCCUCCUAGUGCUUUGCCGUCCUGUCCUGGGCACUGGCGCGGCCUCCCUGCAGGAAAGCUCUGGUUCUGAGUGCUUGGGUGUGGGCUGGAGCAGGGCAUGUGGGAGCAGCGGGAAUGCCAGGUCUGGGGUGGCAAGAGCAGGGGCUGCCAGCUGCCUGUCCCCACUCCACAUGGGAAACCUUGUCUCCUUUCAGACUAAGUGGUUACAGGGUACUACUCUGAGUCUCAGUUUCCUCAUUUGUGAAGCCUGGAACCCUGUCUUUGAGGCCUGGUAAGGGAAUGGGCAUGUAGUACGUUCUUAGUGAGGGGUGUUGGGGACCCCCAGCUCUGCCUCGGAGACGACUGUCUAGUUUGGGCCCCUGCCACACCUCCCAGCCCCAGGCUUAGGCCAGGGAGGGGGCAGGGGUUGCAUCUGCACCCAGACUGGGAGGGGCUGAGUGGGCCCUGUCUGGCUGCCUCAGCCCUUUUCUUAGCCUCAAGGGCCAAUUAGCCCACUCGGCCCCACCUCACACCCCUGAGCCUUCUAAGCCCAGGCCUGGUGGGGGGCCAGGGAGCAGCUGCUGCUUGGUGUGCCUGGAGUCCUCACCCCAGGGUUGUGACCUGGGAGAUCUUGGCUGCCUGAGGCUGGGCUGGGGGUGGGAAUGGGGGAGCCCUUCUCACUGAGUGGCCCUGAGGCAGCCUCUGCACAUCUCUGGGCUCCCAGCCCCUCAUUAGUCCUAGGGAGCUGGGCUCUACCCUGGGAUCUUCCUCUUCCCCCUCCUUUCCUGGGCUUCCUGCUUCUCACAGGUCCCAGUGCCUUUUCCUACUGGAGCUGUGGUAGACUAGGGCACUAUGCAUGCAGGAAACCUCAGAGGCCCCAGAGACCCCCAUGGCGGCAGUACCUCCUUCCCUGGCGCCUGCCCGCGCGCUUUGUAAUAGUCUUUCAGGUGAGCCGCCUCCUGUGUGCCGCCAGCUCCCUAGUCUGUGCCGUCAGGUUGGCAAACGCUCAGAACAUCUGUUUUGCGCCAGGCCCUGGGCCAGGCUCCUGGGUAGGAGGGGCCAGAGUGAGGUGGGAAGCUGUCAGGUAGGCCUGGGCUCCACCCCUGCUUUACCUCCCCCUGGCUGGGUGACCUCAGUUACCCAGGGGUGAAGCAGGGACGCUCACCUCUCCUGUGAGGAGUGGAGGCAACCCAGGAUGAGGGCCUGGCCCGAGGCGAUGGGAGUCUGUUCCCUUCCCUGUGAGGGGAGAGGAUGAAAGGGAGGCAAUGCCUAGCUGUCCUCACUACCCCCCACUGUGGGCACUGCCCUACUUCAGCCCCAGUUGCCAAGGAACCACUGGCUUCCUUGCUAACCUGGAUUUCUCUAUUGAUGGGCGGCCUUUGUCUUCCUGCCUAGGGUGCAGCCACUGCCGAGAAAGGCCUGUGUCCAGCUGUGUUUCCAGGCAACCUUAGCCCCUGGAGGCUGCAGGGAGGUCCCCAGGCCGUCAAGCCACUGGCUGGGAAACAGAAAUACCUGCCCCGCACCCCCUGCUCCAGGUGGCUACCUGCUUCCCACCUCCAUCUCCCCAGCCCUGCCUCACUUGGCAGGCAGCCCGGCAAGCCCUCUGAGAUGCAAGUUGUUCCACACCUCUCCCUCCCCCGCUAACCCUUCAAGGCCCUGGGGGAAAUGCAGCCUUCUCAGCUUGCGGCCUAAGCUUGGUGUGACCUGGGAUCUGCCCACCAACCUUUCCUCUCCCUUCCUACACCCUCCCAAUCCCCCAGAUUGUCAGUGUGUAUCUUCGGGCACCUCUCGUGUACCAGGCUCUGCGCCAAGCAUUGUACGUAAAUAUAAGAGAAUCUUGUUUGUACCUCGUACCUCCCAUCGAAUAUGUGCCAUAACCCCCUCCACGAUUUACACGUGGGGAACCUGAGGCACGGUGAAUGCUUACUGAGGGCCUACUCUGUGUCGGGCUCUGUGCUGAGCAUUUGAUGUGCGUUCUCUCGGCCUCACAACAGCCCUCUGAGGGAUGGGGAAUGGGGGUGGGGUCCACAGCCACCGAGCCAGUGAAGAGCAGAGCAAGGAAGGCUGGUUCUCCUCAAGUCAGGCAAGGGCUUCAGAUCCGGGUUCAGUCCCCCACCCCGAGCCCAGCCUCUAGGCUUCUUAAUCGUCAGCCUGCUCCCUGGCCCUCUUGACCUUGGGAGAAGGUGGACCCUCUCCUGAGUGCCUUUUCUGAUCCCCCUGGUUCAGCACAUACCUAUUCACGUGCUGGGCACCCGGUACGGGGGCAGCACGUCAGCGGGGAAGGGGUGGGUGCGUAGCCUGGUCACACCCAGGGCGAGGACUGCACAAGUGAGGUGGUGGUUGGGGGCCAGGAGGAAGUGACUUUGAGCUGAGCUCUGAAGGAAGGGUAGCUGUCAGUAGGGUGAUGGGAGGGGUUUCUGGGCAGAGGAAACAGCAGGUACCAGUGCCAGGUGAGAGAGGCAAGUGUGGGGGACAGAAAGCAGCUCUCAGUGGCUGGAGUUGCAGGGAGGGACAGGGGUCAGAUCUGGGUGUUGAGACGCCUAAGCUGCGGGGGGCUGAAGUGGAGGCCAGGGAGGAGGCCAGGGGGCAGGCGAGGGGUGGGGUGAGCAUGGAGCUGCGGGAGACCCUCGGAGGAGGCCACCGCGGAGGCGGGUGAGGCUGGAGAGGGAAUGCGCGGAGAUGGGGCCCCAGGCUGGGGCCGGGUGACCCCAUGAGCUUCAGUUCUGGGAAAGGGGAAGCUGCUGAGGCCUGAGGAGGCCCGGGUGGUGACACAGCUUCCUCUUUCUCUGAGGACUCUGGGGCUGCGCCUCCCUGGGGCUCUGGCAUCUCCUGCUUGGGGCCCUGGUCUCAGCUUUGCUAGUUGGCUUUCUUCCAGGGAAUUUCUGGUUCUAAUGGUUUGGGCAUUUUUUUGGAGGGUGGGGAUGGGCUGAGUGUGAGGAGCCCCUCCCCCUGCCCCACGCCCCCGUGAACCUGUUUUCUGGAGGCCUCCUGCUCCAGACACUGGGGCAGGGUUUUGUGGGGAGUGAGACAGACAUCCCUGCCCUCGCUGCUGUCUGGUGGAGGGGGGCGGGGGCAAGCAAUAAACAAGUAAGCAAACGGUUAUAAGCCUUGGUGGGAGGUGCUGAGAGAAAGAAGGGGUGACAGGGAGGAAGUCACAUGACCUACAUCAGGCUCGUUACCUCAUUUAAACCUCAUGACAGCCUUGCUCUGGGACAUAAACAUCCCCAUCUUGCAGGUGAGGAAACUGAGACCCAGCAAGGUGAAGCAGGGGCUCUGGUCCCCCAGGGAGCUGGUGACAGUGGGAACAGGCCCCAGGCUGAGAUUUCAGGAAGGAGUGGCCUCUAAGCUAACUUCCUUCUCUGCCCCUGGGGCCUUGAAGGGUGGUUCUCCUCUGCCAGGAGCCCUGAGGCCGGAGAAGACCACCACCACUGCCCAUCUUUGACAGCCCUCCCCCAGGAAGCCCUCAGGAGGUGCCCCAAGGUGCAGGGCUUUGGAAGGUCACUGAUUGCCCUGCCUCCUGGAAGGCAGAGGGCUGGGGAUGGAGCCUUCUCAGUCUCCCCUCCCCCAGCCAAGGGGCUUGAUCUGAACUUGCUGUUCAGUCAGGGCUCCAGGGCUCAGAGCAUAGGUGCUGGAGGCUGGGUGGGGAGAAGGCGUAGAGGGGAGUCAGAGCAGCAGGGGUCCACGUGCGUGCAGGGGGUUCUGGGUGGAGGCCAGCGGCUGCCUGACUGAGCAGGUCCUCUGGGGGCUCAGGCUGAUUGUGGGGGCAGGGGGAGCUGCUGUAAGCAGAGACUCGGGCAGCCAGACUGGAGUAAGUGCUGGUUUGGGGUAAUUAGAAGGCACAUAAUUAGAAGGCGUCAGGGCGCUAGGCCGCGAGCGUCUGUGCCUGAGUGGGCCCUCGCUGGCUUUGAGUCUGGGCCUUUGGACCCCACUUUCCUCCUCGAAGUCUUGAGACCAUAGCUCCCCGUCUGUCUGGAGGUGGGCAGCUGCACAGCCCCUCCCUGUGAGCUCAGGUCACCCAGCAGGUGCCAGUCACGGCCAGGGGUGGGACUAGGGGGGAGUCUCUCCUCGGUGGACGUUGGGUCUCUUACUUUCCACCCCUGCCCCAGCUCUCUGGCCCACCCUGGGGAUAUGGACGGGUGCUGGGUCUGGGGGCUGGACAGGGCCACGGGGCCAGCCUGAGGUCUUGGGGCUCGUGGUCAAGUCUGUGGGUGAGCUCCCAUGAAAAACCAAGGAGGGGGCCAUGGAGAGAUGGGCUUGAGUAGGAACUGGGCCUGGGCAGGGGGACACUUGUGACCAUGUUGGAGGAGGGACCGGUGGAGGAUGGGCCAGAGGAUGCCACCUGUUGGGUGCUGACUGCCAGGGUGCAGCCUUCACUCUACUCUGUGGCUGGACCUUCUGUCCCAGGUUUUCCCCUGAGCUGGCCUUGGGCCGAGAGCCACUGCCAGUGACCUGGAGAGUCCCGAGGAUAGUGUGACCACUGCCCCAGCCCCUCCCCUGGGUGUAAUUCAAACCCCUGGCCCGCCAAGGUCUGUGCCAGGCCAGGCCCACAGCGCAGCCGGAUCAGUUUCCUCCGGCUCCUUUUCCUGGUGGGAAGUCCGGGCCGCCUGUAGGCCAAGGGGCUCUCGGCUCUUCCGUGACCUGGGGUUUAAUGCAGGCAGUGCUUCUCCUGCCAGGCUGGGCAUCAGACAGCCCCGGGGUUCCAGGCAGGGCCCCCUCAACAUGCUGGGCUUGGCUGCUCGAGGCUGCCCCUUGGGGGUCAGAGGCUGCCUGUGGCCUGUGCCUGAGGCCCUCCACGUACACUCCUCCUUCACCCUCCUGAGCCUGGAGACAGGCCUCCUGGAAAGAGGUCAUUGAACUCCCUUAUUCUGCCACUAUCCCUUUUGUGCAAUCCAAAUUCUUCUUCCUGCUCUUCCAACCUCGUCCUCUGCUGGAGACUUUUCUACAGAGGAGGCCACACCCUUGAGCCUGGGGGCUCAGCCUCAGGCCUGUGCCUAUCACCCUCUGUGCCCUCACAUGCCUUAUUUGGUUUCUUGGCACUUCCCUCGCUCUGGCACGGGGACGCUCACUGUUUAUCUGUUGGUCGUUGGUCUCCCCUGGGGUGUGAGUUCCCUGAGGACAGGGACAGCGCCUGUCUUGUUCAUACCUUUUCCCGUGCUGAGGGCAGUGCCCAGCACACAGCAGGUGCCCAAGAGAAGACAGAAGGCUUGAAUGCUGGCUGCCACUCCCCACCCCUGCAGAUCUGCCCGCGGCUCAAGAGAUGCAGUCAGACACAUCCCAGAUCUCUGGAGAAGUCUGCCAGGCGGGACCGUGGGACCCGUGGGAGGACCAGCACAGUGAUGGGGUUGGGGUGGGGGAGCUUUGGGGAAAUGGAAGUCUAGAGAGGCUUCCAUAACAAGAGGCCUUUGUGCUGGGCUUUGAAAUGUGACAGAAAAGGCCUUUCUUGGAGCAGAAACAGCAAGAGUGAAGGCAGAGAAGUAGGAGAGGCGGGCAUGCUUGUGCGCCCCAAGGAGUUCUGAGAGGCAGGAGCCUGAGAGCUGGGGAUGCAAGCGGGGAGGCCGGGCGUGGGGUCGCUGUCAGCGCUCUCGUUCCUCCCACCUCCCGGGGCUGAGGCUGUAGGCUGUAGGCUUCCUUCCUCCCCUGCUCCCCUGCCAGGGCCUAGGGCAGCUGGCUGUUUAUGGAAGAGGCAGGAAGCCCUUCCUCCACUGGGAAGCUGCCCUGGGAGGCUGGCCCCAGAUAGGGUGCCCCCACCUCUGCUAGGGCCUGCAGUGGACCAGAGGGCAGGGCCGGUGAGCGUAGGCCAAGCCGCCCCAGCAUUCUGCCUGCCCGGUGACACCUCUCGAUGUUCCCGUCCAGCCCCGUCCUGGAAGGAGGACUGCAGCUGCCUGCCUGCCUGCCUGUCCCAUCCCCGUCUGAGCCUCCCCUCCAUCUGCCUGAGGCUGGCGACCCACUGGGGCUUGAGGAUGAAGCUGAGCCCACCGCACUGGCCCCUAUCCUGCCUCCUGGUGCUGUUGCCCUGGCCUCUGGCCACUGCAACAUCAACAACCCCUUGGCCGUGCCCACCCGGCGAGGAGCCCAACCUGGAACCAGGGCGGGGCACAUUAUGCAGGUCCUGCCCCCCAGGCACCUUCUCAGCUUCCUGGGGCUCUAGCCCUUGCCAGCCGCACUCGCGCUGCAGCCCUCAAGGGAGGCUGGAGGCCCAGGUGGGCACGGCAACUCGAGACACACUAUGUGGAAACUGCCAGCCUGGGUGGUUUGCCCCGUCAGAGGUCCCCCAUGUUCCCUGUCGGCCGUGCUCCUGGACACCCCUGGGUACUCGCGGCUGUUACGAGCGGGGGCGACGGGCCCGACGUGGCAUGGAGGUGGCAGCAAGGGCGAGCGGCGCAGGGGAGACGCGGCAGCCUGGGAACAGCACGCGGGCGGGCAGCCCCGAGGAGACAGCUGCCCAGUACGCGGUUAUUGCCAUUGUGCCCAUCUUCUGCCUCAUGGGGCUGCUAGGCAUCCUGGUGUGUAACCUGCUCAAGCGGAAGGGCUACCACUGCACGGCCCACAAGGAGGUCGGGCCUGGUCCUGGAGGCGGAGGCAGCGGGGUCAACCCUGCCUACCAUACUGAUGACGCCAAUGAGGACACCAUUGGGGUCCUGGUGCGCCUGAUCACAGAGAAGAAAGAGAAUGUGGCGGCCCUGGAGGAGCUACUGAAGGAGUAUCACAGCAAACAGCUGGUGCAGACCAGCCACAGGCCUCUACCCAGGCUGCCGCUGGGCCCACCCAGCAUGCCACACGUCUGCCCGCAUCGCCACCACCUCCACACUGUGCAGGGCCUGGCCUCCCUCUCUGGCCCCUGCUGCUCCCGUUGUAGCCAGAAGUGGCCCGAGGUGCUGCUGUCCCCCGAGGCUGCAGCUGCCACCACUCCUACUCCCAGACUCCUGCCCAACCCGGCCAGGGUGCCCAAGGUCGGGGCCAAGGCAGGACGCCAGGGCGAGAUCACCAUCUUGUCUGUGGGCAGGUUCCGUGUGGCCCGAAUUCCUGAGCAGCGGAUGAGUUCAGUGGCCUCAGAGGUGAAGACCAUCACGGAGGCCGGGCCCUCAGGGGGUGAUCUCCCUGACUCCCCACGACGUGGCCUCUCCAGUGAGCAGCGGACACUGCUGGGAAGUGGUGGAAGCCACCCUAAAUGGCUGAAGUCCCCAGCAGAGAACAAGGCUGAGGAGAACCGCUAUGUGGUCCGGCUGAGUGAGAGCAACCUGGUCAUCUGAGGGGCUGUCUCGUCUGAGGAUACUGCAGCCUUGCCCUGGGAGGCUCCGAAGGCUUCCUGGAGGAGGUAGAGCUGCAGCUGAGCCAGUGAGGAUCCAGAAUGGCCCAGCAGACAGAACAGCCAAGGCCAAGGCCUGGAGGUGGGAGCGUCCACCCCAGUGAGGAGGCAGGCCAGCGUGCCGGCGGGUGCUGUGUGCAGGAGCAGGUUGAGAGCCCCUCCCAUCCCUGCCGCCCAUUUCCUUCCCUGCAGGAUGUCCCUGAUGCCGUGCCCUGCCCUGGCUGGAUCCUAGGAGCCCACAGGGUCCUCUGCACCGCCAGGUGGCUAGGCCUCAGUGGUGGGGAGGGGCCCUCUACCUGGCACCCCUGGCCCCAUGCCUUAGUGAUGAGCCACCCCUUACCUCUGUAGAGGGGACCUCCCCCUCCUUCCUGACAGGUCCUGCAAAGGGAGGGGUCAACAAAAAGCCAUGAGCUAGGAACUGGGUUCCUGGGUUCUAAUCCUGGGCAAGCCCCUGGCCAUUACUGGGUCCCAAUUCUUCUGACUGUGAAGCGGGGAGAGAGUGGCGCCUCGGUGCCCAGGGCCUUCCUGCAUCUUGCAGGCUCUGGGCUGGGUCAUGUAGAUGGAGAACUUGACCCCUUGCCACCCCUCCCACUAGUUUUAUCUGGCCCCGUUUUUUGCUGCUUCAGGGCCACCACCUUCAAGGCUCCCAAGGGGCUGCCCAUUCAUGGCUCUGCCUACAGAAGGGGCAUAAUGCACGUGCCUGCCCCUGACCCUGCUGUUUUUAUUGAAAUUGAAAAAACAGACUUGACCUGGGCGGGGCUGUGGUACAGAGCCCCAACCUGCCCAGCCACCCACAAGAUCUCAGGCGCUUUGGAGGGUAAGGGGUGAGGCCUCUGGCCUCGGUGGUUUCUGUGUCCCUGUGGUAUUGGUGUGUCCGUCCCCUGGCCUGGGCAGUGCGGGCGACUGCCUAGCCCGCGUCUCCACUCUGGCUCAGCAACCUCGUUAUUUAUGUGGGGCUGUGCAGGCAUGGGCCCACUGCUGUCACUGUUUCUCUUAUUUAUUGAAACUUUGCUGUUGUCCCACCCUUGUGUCUCCACACCCAUCCAUUUAUUGAAUAAUAAAAGGUGGGAAAGUAGUGUCAUGAGGCGCUUCUUUUUCCCUGUGUCUCUU
Aethalodelphis obliquidens (Pacific white-sided dolphin) is the source of this 13616-nucleotide messenger RNA. It is a transcript of the gene RELT, whose product is annotated as RELT TNF receptor. NCBI's taxonomy places the organism in Eukaryota, Metazoa, Chordata, Mammalia, Artiodactyla, Delphinidae. Gene Ontology annotation, molecular function: protein binding. The record is from RefSeq and is a predicted model, not a curated record. The transcript has 10 exons. Gene Ontology annotation, biological process: amelogenesis; apoptotic process. The coding region runs from base 10741 to 12450 and encodes 569 amino acids.